UAAACAAGAAAUAUAAUAUUCAUUCCUCAAAAGCUCAGAUCUUUUCUCUCCUCAUUAUGGCUUAUCUUCGCUUUAGAUCGUCCUUCCUUUUGUUUUUGCUCAUCGCUUUAUCAAUCCAGGUAGAUGCAAGACAACUUCUUGAGAUAAAAUCACCAGAAGUACCUAAACCUGAACUUCCUACUUUGCCAAAACCUGAAUUCCCUAAGCUGCCAGAACCUGAAUUACCGAAGCUCCCUGAAUUGCCAAAACCUGAAGUUCCAAAAGUGCCAGAAUUGCCAAAAACUGAACUUCCUAAGUCCCCUGAAUUGCUAAAGCCUGAAGUCCCAAAAGUACCAGAAUUGCCAAAACUUGAGCUUCCUAAGUUCCCUGAACUGCCAAAGCCUGAAGUCCCAAAAGUGCCAGAAUUGCCAAAACCUGAAGUGCCCAAGUUCCCUGAAUUGCCAAAACCCGAACUGCCACCUUUGCCCCACUUUCCUGAGCUUCCGAAGCCUACAUUGCCUACCAUACCAACUGUUCCCAAGGAGAUUAAACCACCUCACUGCUCCACAAACUGUGUAGAGGCACGAUGUCUCCUGGAGACACAAUUGCCUGAAGUACCCAAACUUCCUAAACCUGAAUUGCCACCAAUGCCUAAACCUGAAGUCCCCACUAUCCCAAAACCUGAAUUGCCAAAGCCUGAAUUUCCUAAAUUUCCCGAUUUGCCAAAGCCUGUAGUGCCUGAGUUUCCAAAUCCCAAAGUGCCCAAAUUCGUGGAGUUGCCAAAGCCUGAAGUGCCAGAAUUGCCAAAACCUGAAGUGCCUAAAUUGCCCGAGUUGCCGAAGCCUGCAGUACCCGAGUUGCCAAAGCCUGCAAUACCCGAGUUGCCAAAGCCUGAAGUGCCAAAAUUUCCAGAAUUACCAAAGCCUGAACUGCCAGCUUUUCCUAACCUACCAGAUCUGCCAAAGCCUGAACUGCCUAGCAUACCAACUCUUUACAAAGAUAUCAAACCUCCUCAGUCAACUUCUAGCCCUUAAAUAAUUUCACCAUUUAUACUUCAUUAUUUGGUUUUGUGGUGCACAUCUAGUUCUCCACAUUGCUAAGUAUCAUUUAUUUGUGAUAUUAUUAUACUUCAGGUGGAGCUUUCCUAUUAGAGUGGCUGAUUUCUGUAUCAUAUGUACAACUUGUUCCAAUUCUUCAGUAGUGUUAUAUAUUGGAGUUUGUAUCUUCUAUUAUUAUUAUUUUCCGAUUCAGUUGGAGUAUUGAUUGUUUCUGUCUUCUGCUGAAGGCCACUUGCAUUUUUCA
Ricinus communis (castor bean) is the source of this 1281-nucleotide messenger RNA. Its product is annotated as protein PELPK1. Lineage: Eukaryota; Viridiplantae; Streptophyta; Magnoliopsida; Malpighiales; Euphorbiaceae. The transcript is spliced from 2 exons. The record is from RefSeq and is a predicted model, not a curated record. The coding region runs from base 57 to 1013 and encodes 318 amino acids.